AUGGCAUCCCACGCAGACAAUACCACACAAGAUACCAAGGCCAACAAGGAGGUCAAGAACGAGACCGCUGACAAGACCGUCAAGGACGAGGAAAUCAUCACCAGCAAGAGCAACGACCAAACCCCUGUCGAGAACUCCUCUCAAGCCACCACAGACACCAUGCCUGAAGACAACAACGCCGACGAGACCACCAAACCCAAGGCUCGUUUCCGCAAGGGCAACAUGUUUAUCAACGGCGAACAGGCAAACGCCUACUUCAACAAGAAGAAGUGA
Aureobasidium melanogenum CBS 110374 is the source of this 273-nucleotide messenger RNA. RefSeq lists its product as uncharacterized. The transcript is spliced from 3 exons. Lineage: Eukaryota; Fungi; Ascomycota; Dothideomycetes; Dothideales; Saccotheciaceae. Bases 1 to 273 code for a protein of 90 amino acids. The record is from RefSeq and is a predicted model, not a curated record.